Molecule: messenger RNA, 1214 nt
Organism: Homo sapiens (human)
Lineage: Eukaryota; Metazoa; Chordata; Mammalia; Primates; Hominidae
Gene: C10orf62
Product: chromosome 10 open reading frame 62
Exons: 1
Coding region: 178-849 (223 amino acids)
Source: RefSeq, marked validated
AGACAUCCUUGGGGAGCCUGCCCUUUCAAGCAUGAAUCAUACCACCAGAGAUCACCCAGCGUGCUCUUAGCUCUGCCUGCCUGGUGUAGGGUCCUGGAGACCUUCUUGGAGCUCAUCCAGCAGCCAUCAUGCAAGGUGGUGCUGGGGACUGCCCUCUUGCUAGGAGGUGGAGGUCUCAUGCUGUGGGUUCAGAGAAAGAGGAGAAGAAAGGAAACCUCUGAGUGUCCAUCAGACAAGGACAAGUCACCAGAAUCCCAUAAAGCAAAGAAUGAAAGCUGGAUUAAAUCCCACUUUAGCCGCCUUUCCGAAGAGAAGCUGGCCCUCGACAACAAUGCCAGCGCUAGUGGCAAUGCUACCCAGACUGAGAGUGGGAGUGAAGAGGUCAGCUCCACGGUUCACAUAGAGACCUUCACCACGAGGCACGGAGAAGUGGGCUCCGCUCUGCACCGGGAAUCCUUCACCAGCAGGCAGAAGACAUCUGGGCCCUCAGUGAUCCAAGAGAUCCACCAGGAGUCUGGAAAAGCCCCAUCCACUGAUGAGGCCACGUGGGCCGCUGUGGCUGCCUGCACCAAGGAGAUUGACACCCAGGGGCGGCACCUGGCUCACUCCAUGCUGCAGCGGGCCAUAGCUUACCAGCACUCAGGUCACCUAGAGUCCAAGGACAUCAACCAGGAGGAGCUGAGGGCCCUCGAGGAGGUAGAGAUGAAGCUGCAAAAGAAUUUCCUCACCCAGCGGGAAAACACCAUAGCUGGUGCCAAUCACACACACACCUUCUAUGGCCACAGUCACCACAGUCACCAUGGCCACCCAAGCCACCAGAGCCACAGCCUGCCUAAUCGCAGACACUAGAUCUGUGACUUCUUGGAAGCCACCUAACCAUGGAUGGAGACGCCCCUGCCCCCAGCAAGGCUGGCUCACACACACGUCUGUUUUCUCUCCUAUGGGGCCAUCUAUGCAGGCCAGGGUGAGAUGCUGUGCCCAAAUCCCUACUUUCUUAGGCUCCUCACGGGGAUUAUGGGCUCUUUAAACUCCAUGAGUGGGGUCUGCCACAGAAGAUGGCCCCUGUUGGAGGGAGAGCUGGGAGGACACAGCGCAGGUGAGAUAGACCCUGAGGCCCCUGAAGACCCACCAAGAGAAGACAGAUGGGAGCAGGCAAGAGCCCCACACUGAUGUCAUUGCCUGGAACGGAGCCAAUAAAGCUUUGUGUGCCUUCA